This is a messenger RNA of Spinacia oleracea (spinach), 1767 nucleotides long. RefSeq names its product protein PIN-LIKES 2. The coding region runs from base 204 to 1556 and encodes 450 amino acids. Lineage: Eukaryota; Viridiplantae; Streptophyta; Magnoliopsida; Caryophyllales; Amaranthaceae. Gene Ontology annotation, cellular component: membrane. The transcript is spliced from 2 exons. The record is from RefSeq and is a predicted model, not a curated record. Gene Ontology annotation, biological process: endoplasmic reticulum to cytosol auxin transport.
UUAUAAUUUAUUUUUAUUUUAAAAAAACACGUACUGAUUCCUGCGAAUCUUCGCUCCCGUCACCGUGGAAUCUCCCGUUACCGUCGCGAAUGCGCACCAUAUCUGGUUUUCUCUAAGCUUUCUUCAAAGUCCUGAUUCCGCGCUUCUACUCUCUUCCAUAAACAUUUUCUGGUUUGAGUGAAACCCAAAAUCUAAGAGAAAUAAUGGCUCACCAGUUUGCUAGAUUGUUGUUUGAAAGUGGUAUGAAAUCUCAACGUGAAGAUGUGUUGAGUGCAAUUGUUCCUUUGUUGAAGCUAUUAAGUCUGACAAUGAUAGGAUUAGUGCUUUCGCGCUUCGAAAUGAUUCCAAGAGCCACAUUUAAGCUACUUAGCAAGCUUGUAUUUGCCCUGUUCUUGCCCUGCUUGAUUUUUACACAUUUGGGUGAAUCGAUUACACUUGAAAAUUUCAUCCAAUGGUGGUUUAUACCGGUGAAUGUGGUGGUUAGUACCCUUAUUGGGUGUUUUUUAGGAUACUUGGUGGUACUUGUAUGUCGUCCACCACCGGAAUUUAACAGAUUUACAAUAAUUAUGACUGGGUUUGGGAAUACAGGCAACCUUCCUCUUGCAAUUGUGAGUUCAGUUUGUCAUAGUUCGGAUAAUCUGUUUGGGCCGGAUUGUCAUCGGAAAGGGGUAGCUUAUGUCUCUUUUGCACAAUGGGUUGCUGUGAUUUUAGUGUACACCCUUGUUUAUCAUAUGAUGGAGCCUCCUAUGGAGUAUUAUGAGAUUGUCCAAGAAGGUACAGAGAUUCAGGAACAGGAAACUGAUGAUGUCAGUGCACCACUUCUUGUGGAAGCUGAGUGGCCUGGGAUUGAAGACAAAGAAACUGAACAUUCCAAGACCCCUUUUAUAGCAAGGGUUUUUGCUAGCAUCUCGAGUCUAUCGAGUUUGCCUGAUAUUGAUCCCAGAGAUGGAGCAAUCACAAGAGGUGAUACUCCUAUGUCUGUCACAUGUUUUGCUGCUCCUAAUAAAGUUGCUAGAAAAAUCAGAGUUGUUGCUGAGCAGACUCCGAUCCAGCACAUACUACAACCACCCACCAUUGCUUCAUUGUUAGCUAUACUUAUCGGAAUAGUACCUCAUCUGAAAGACUUAAUAUUUGGAGAUGAUGUCCCACUGUCUUUUGUGACUGACAGUCUACAAAUUGUGGCGGGUGCUACUAUCCCAGCUGUGAUGCUUAUUCUUGGAGGUAUGCUUGCUGAAGGGCCAAAUGAGUCUAUGCUUGGACUUCGUACAACAAUUGGUAUCAUAGUGGCACGGUUAUUGGUUCUUCCUUUGGUUGGAAUUGGUGUAAUAUCAUUGGCUGAUAAACUCAACAUAUUAGUUGCAGGUGAUCAAAUGUAUAUGUUUGUGCUUUUCUUGCAAUAUACUACUCCAAGCGCCAUCCUACUAGGGGCAAUUGCUAGCUUGAGGGGCUAUGGCGUUAGAGAGGCUUCAUCACUUCUGUUUUGGCAGCACAUUUUGGCUCUUGCAUCCCUUUCUCUCUAUCUUGUAAUUUACUUUAAACUGAUGUCAUUCAUUUAGGAUUACUAUUUUGUGCCUUUACCUGCCUCAAGAGUUGAUUUUAAGAAUUGCGUGCAAGUGUUUCCAUUGCUCCUGGUACAUGUCUGUUGGUAAACAAGAUACUCCCCCUGGUUCAGACUUCAUACUUCAUAGCUCAUAAUCUUAAUGUAUGUUGAGAAUGUUGUACCAAUGCCACCUUUUCUUUUCUAAUUGUAUGUUCAUUUUCGUGCCU